This is a messenger RNA of Neomonachus schauinslandi (Hawaiian monk seal), 3712 nucleotides long. It is a transcript of the gene GPR108, whose product is annotated as G protein-coupled receptor 108. The transcript is spliced from 17 exons. Lineage: Eukaryota; Metazoa; Chordata; Mammalia; Carnivora; Phocidae. Bases 326 to 2263 code for a protein of 645 amino acids. Gene Ontology annotation, cellular component: membrane; Golgi apparatus. Gene Ontology annotation, biological process: transport. The record is from RefSeq and is a predicted model, not a curated record.
AUAUUGGGAAAUGUAGUUUAUUGAAUUCCCUGUAGCGCCGUCUGGUCUCACUGCAUUCUGGGUAAUGUAGUCCUGGACCGAUCUUCAGUUGGGCGUGGGUGAAGGAAUUCCGCUUCAAGGGCGGGAUAUCAGAUCCAUCAGAAUUGGUUAGAUGGACUGUUUAUCAAAUUACAUCAGUACAGUCGUUCUAGUGAUUGGUGAGAGUGGAGGCGGGUUAAGCAGUAUCAGCAGCCCAUUUGGAGCUGGUGAUGUCCAUUUGGUGUCGUGAGGGGGAGUGGUGCGGCUUUUCGAGGAAACGGUCGCUGAUUGGGUGGGAGGGCUUGACAUGCCGGAGGGUCGGCCCCCAUCGUGCUGCGAUUGGCUCACCCUUAGGCGGGUGGGUGCGUCAGAGGCGGUGUCUGGGGAGGUGGCGGCUCCAGAGAUGGCAGUGAGCGAGAGGAGGGGGCUCGCCCGUCGGAGCCCCGCGGAGUGGGGGCUGCGGCUACUGCUGCUCCUGCUCUUGGGCGGCUGCUCGGGGCGCAUCCACCGGCUGGCGCUGACGGGGGAGAAGCGAGCAGACAUCCCCCUGAACAGCUUCGGCUUUUACGCCAAUGGCUCCCUGGAGGUGGACCUGAGCCUCCUGCGACUGGGCCUCCAGGACACAGAAGAGAAGGCCCCGCUGGUGGGGUUCAGUUUGACUCGGGCUCGAUCUGGCAGCAUUCGAUCCUACUCAACCCAGGACCCCCACGACUGUCCUCUACGGAAAAAUAGUAGCAAUCUCCUGGUUCUCUUCCUCAUCAACACCAAGGAUCUGCGGGUCCAGGUGCGGAAGUAUGGGGAACAGAAGAAGCUGUUCAUCUCUCCUGGGCUCCUCCCUGAAGUGCCCUCCAAACCAGGGCCCCCGAAGCCAGAGCUCACAGUCACCCCUAAAGUGAACAGUGGGACCACCACUGCGCUUGACAAGGCCAAGUCAAAACCCACAGUGUUUCAGGGGGACCAUGGGAAGGACAAGGAACUGGUCCUGGGUCUCGGGCAUCUCAACAAUUCCUACAACUUCAGUUUCCACGUGGUGAUCGGCUCUCGGGCCGAGGAAGGCCAGUACAACCUCAACUUCCACAACUGCUACAACUCAAAGCCGGGCCAGGAGCAGCCGUUCGACAUCACGGUCAUGAUCCGGGAGAAGAACCCCGAGGGCUUCCUGUCAGCGGCGGAAAUCCCCCUCUUCAAGUUGUACAUGGUCAUGUCUGCCUGCUUCCUGGCCGCUGGCAUCUUCUGGGUGUCUGUCCUCUGCAAGAACAUGUACAACGUCUUCAAGAUCCACUGGCUCAUGGCAGUCCUGGCUUUCACCAAGAGCAUCUCCCUCCUUUUCCACAGUAUCAACUACUACUUCAUCAACAGCCAGGGCCACCCCAUCGAAGGCCUCGCUGUCAUGCAUUACAUCACACACCUGCUGAAGGGCGCUCUCCUCUUCAUCACCAUCGCCUUGAUCGGCUCUGGCUGGGCCUUCGUCAAGUACAUCCUGUCAGACAAGGAGAAGAAGAUCUUCGGGAUCGUGAUUCCACUGCAGGUCCUGGCCAAUGUGGCCUACAUUGUCAUCGAGUCCCGUGAGGAAGGAGCCAGUGACUACGUGCUCUGGAAGGAGAUCCUCUUCCUGGUGGAUCUCAUCUGCUGCGGCGCCAUCCUCUUCCCUGUGGUCUGCGGCAGUGAACCUGGCCAAGCUGAAGCUGUUUCGGCAUUACUACAUCAUGGUCAUCUGUUACGUCUACUUUACACGGAUCAUCGCCAUCCUGCUGCGGGCGGCCAUGCCCUUCCAGUGGCAAUGGCUGUACCAGCUCUUGGUGGAGGGCUCCACCCUGGCCUUCUUUGUGCUCACUGGCUACAAGUUCCAGCCGGCAGGCAACAACCCUUACCUGCAGCUGCCCCAGGAGGACAAGGAGGACACGCAGAUGGAGCAAAUAAUGACCGAUUCUGGGUUCCAGGAAGGCCUGUCCAAACUCAACAAAACAGCCAGCGGGCGGGAGCUUUUGUGAUCAUCCCCUGUGUCUGGAACCGUCCUCCUUCCCCCACCUCCCGCCUCCGCCCUCCACACACACUCCUCACUCUCCAGCUCCUCUCCCAAAGCACGUGUGGCAGGGGGAGGAGGGCGCUGGGGUGCAUGCAGCACCCAGCUCUCUGGGACCUGAGGUCCAGAAGCCCAUUCAGAGGAGGGCCCCCUUCUCCCCAAGCAUUGGGCAGCCCUGUCCCUGCCCCAGAGCCACCCACCUCUUGCAGCUGUGCAAUAUGAUCUGUUUUGCUACCCUGGUUUCUUGCCUUUCUGCGUGUUGAGGUCUAACACUGAGGUUGUGUUUACAAUUUAGAGACCUGUAUUCCUUGUGGAGGGAGGGUUGCAGUAUCCAUUGCUCUACAUAGUAAAUAUCAGUUGAGCAUCUGCUCUGUGCCGGGCCCCAUGCCGGAUACUGAGGACAGAGCAGUGGCCCGGACCCACUUAAGGGGCUUACGGUUGGGGGUGGAGGCCAGUCAGGGAGAGGGCUGAGUCACCAGACAGUUCCAUCACAGGGUCUUGACCCAGCCUGGGAAGUCAGGGAAAGGUGAAUGGAGAAGUAGGGGAAAGGGCAGCAGCCCCACAAGAGCUCACACGGAAGACUAGAAGUAAUCGUCGCUAACACAUAGUGAUCGCUCUAUGCCGCACCCUCUUCCAAGGCUUCUGUUGAUCCUAAUUCCUAUCAGAAAGCCUGUGAGACACAGAGAGGCUAAGUCACUUCCCCAGGGUCACACAGCCGACAAGCUGGGAGACUCAGGACCCAAGACAACAGGGGUCUCGUUUCAGAGCUGCACUUUCCCACCAAUGGCACGGCCCCCCUGUGCCCAGACUCCCUGCGACCAAACCUUUUGAGCUCGCCCCCUUUGUCAUGUGAGCCUGGAUAAGUGGUUUCACCUGUUUCCCAACCUGUAAAAUGGGUGUCCCACGGGGUCGCCCCGGAUAAUGCUGUGCACCCACCUUUCGUGAAUUGCCCUGAACUUUGAGGAAUGACCUCAGAUUAGGGAUGCACCUGUGCACACACAGGGGCGGGCAGCUCCAGAGAUAGGGCUCUCCCCCUGUCCCACGGCACCCUUCAGCUAGAGGGCCUAGAGCCCCUUUUGGAGCUCUGGGAGACACUUCUUGAGAAGGGGGCGGUUGGGGGCCCAGGCCAGGGACAACAGGUAGAGAAUUGGGCUGGGGUCAGGCUUCUUGCAAACGGAAGCAAGUAUAACGGGCCCAAUGCAUAAAUAGCCCAGCCAGACAAGGAAGUGGGGAGGCACUGCAGACUGAGGAAGUUAGGCGAAGCCAGAGGAGCCCAGAAUAGCCCAGAAUAGCCGGCGAGUCCCACUGCAGGGCUGGCUGGAGCUGGGAAGGGGUAGAAGCCUAAAGAUGCAGACACGGUUGGACUCAAUGCCAGUGCCUGCAGGAGCCAAGGAAAAGUUUAAAGCAGGGAAGGACAUGGCCGUACAGGGUCGAUGUCUUUCUCCCUGUGCAUGCAGGGCUGGGCAGGGCCAUGGCUCCCCAAAGAUGUCCAGUCCCUGGAACCUGCGAAUGUUGCAGUAUGUGACAAAAGGCACUUUGCAGCUGUGAUUUAGUGAAAGACCCUGAGAUAGCAGGAGAUCCUGGAUUGCCCAGUGUCAGCACAAGGAUCCUCGCAAGAGGUCCAUCGGAGAAGGAGAGUGACAAGGAAACUGGCCGGGGCGGGGUGAGCUG